CUCUGCAGAUGUGCACACAUGAGUGUGGUGUGUGUGUGUGUGUGAGAGAGAGAGAGAGACAGAGAGAGAGUUGUGUUAGGGUGAGGGAAACUGCAGGUCAUGGAGUCCUGCAGAUGUGCGUGCCUGUGUGUGGGUGUCUGUGUGUGUUUGCGCCUGUGUGCGUGUCUAUGUGCCUGGAGCUGCGCGUGCUGGUCUGAGAGUCCUCCAGGGUUGGGUUGGGGGAGGCGGGUGCAGGACCAAGGCCUGAAGAGCCAACAAAGAGGCCCUGGGGGAGAGUGGGACGGCCGAGGACAGGAGGGGUGGCCAGGGAAGUCGCAAGAAAACUCGGGCCCCCAAGAAAGAGAGAGGCUUGGGGUGCGAAGCCGACAUCAAGGCCGGGGUCUUUGCUGUUUAGACGCCUGGGUUCCCGGAUCCCGGACACGCGCACGGGCAGGAAGUUAGACCAGACACAGCGACCAGAGUUUCCGCUUCCCUCCGGGCGUGGGGAGAGGGGAGCCAGGCAGAGCCUGGGCCCUGCCGCCGCCGCCAUGUGGCCCCCGGACCCCGACCCCGACCCAGACCCCGAGCCCGCCAGCGGCUCCCGAGCCGUCCCCGUAGUUCCGGGGCUCCGCGCCCUGCUGCCGGCGCGCGCCUUCCUCUGCUCGCUCAAAGGCCGCCUCCUGCUGGCCGAGUCCGGUCUCUCGUUCAUCACUUUCAUCUGCUACGUGGCGUCCUCAGCAUCUGCCUUCCUCACAGCACCUCUGCUGGAGUUCCUGCUGGCCUUGUACUUCCUCUUUGCUGAUGCCAUGCAGCUGAAUGACAAGUGGCAGGGCUUGUGCUGGCCCAUGAUGGACUUCCUGCGCUGUGUCACCGCAGCCCUCAUCUACUUUGCCAUCUCCAUCACAGCUGUCGCCAAGUACUCGGAUGGGGCUUCCAAAGCCGCUGGGGUGUUUGGCUUCUUUGCCACCAUCGUGUUUGCAAUUGACUUCUACCUGAUCUUUAACGAAGUGGCCAAAUUCCUCAAACAAGGGGACUCUGCAGAUGAGGCCACAGCACGCAAGACAGAAGAAGAGAAUUCUGACUCGGACUCUGACUGACGGCCUGGUGGUGCCCUGGCAACCUGAGCCACACGGGCCUCCACCCCUGCACCUCACAGGGGAUGCUGACAUUGGAGGGGAGGUCCGGACUUCUGCGUUGCAGAGGGGGCUGCAGACACAGCAGGCCCCCACAGCCUCAGGUCCCGCUUGAGCCCAGCCUACCAGGCUUGCCCCUCAGCUCAGCACUGUUGACCAUGCUGUGCAUGGGGGCAUCUUGGGUAUCCCACCCCUUCUCCCCAUUUCUGUCCCACAGGCCUUCAGCCCUUCAACCUUUCUGACAAAAACCAGCACAAGGAGUCAAAGCAGAGCCCUGUCUCCACCUGGGCAGCAGGCAUUCCACACUGUUAGGCGGCAGGGGUCGGGGGAGGUCUUCUGUGUUUCACUAACAAGAACAAAGACAGAAACUGUGACAGGGCUACCCCGCCAGGCCCAGUGGGUUUGUCUGCAUUUAGUGCUUCUGCCCACGCCAUGCACUUUGGUGACAAUGACCCAAGAAUCUUUGGUUCAAGGAGCACCAGUUCCUCUUCAUUGCUGAAGCAGGGAGAAACUGACCUUUGCCUUAUCGCCCAGGAGAGAGUGGGGCUCGGCACCCAGAACUGACACCAACCACCCUUGGAAACCAUGUCUUCUGGGAGUAAGAUGACCAUUCUGGGUCUAAGACUGUUUAAAGAAGAGCUCAUAGACUGACUGAUCGCAAAGACAGAGGGUACCAAACAGUGAUGUCACAGUGACAGUGUCACAGGGAGCUGGGCAGGCCCAGCCAAACCCUCCUUCUUCCUAGAGCCCAGUCAGCAGGCAGGAGUUCCUGGGACCCUCAGGAUGGUGAACUUCCAGACCCCAGAGCAGGUCUAUGGGCCACGCCGGGAGAUGAUACCAGCCUUCUGUGUUCACCUAAGGACUUAUACUGUGUAUCUUUGAUGGACUUUUAUAACUUUUUAUAUUUUUUUAAAUAUAAAAGCAGCUUCUUAACAGAUGGCAUUUUCUGUGACUCUAGGCCUUGUGAAGGAGCCAGAGUUUGGAGGAUUUAUGGCCUUAUUCUCUUGCAUGUGAAUCUCUUACUCUGAAAAAAAGCCAUAAUGAAUGAAGCCAGACUGACCACUUGCAUGGAGUGUGUGUUUGAAAACCCAGAGCAAUACUAUCUGGUAUCAUAUCAGGUUCAAUACCAACUGGCAACACUGGUGUGGAUCCUGAGAGCCUUCAGUCUUAGCAACAAUACACAUGAAAUCUGAGUACCAUUUAAUCCUUUCAGUGGUCCCUAACCUUUUUGGCACCAGGGACCUGUUUCGUGGAAGACAGUUUUUCCACGGACCAGGGAUUGGGGGAUCAGUUGGGUUGAGGGUGGGAGGGGAUGGUUUCAGGACGAAACUUCAUCUCAGAUCAUUAGGCAUUAGAUUCUCAUAAGGAGCACACAACCUAGAUCCAUGGCAUGCAGUUUUUAAUAGGAUUUGAGUUCCUCCGAGAACCUAAUGGCACUGCUGAUAUGACAGGAGGCGGAGCUCAGGCGGUAAUGCUGUGCGGUGUGGCUCCUAACAGGCCCCAUGGUACCAGUCCACUGCCCAGGGGUUGAGGACCCAUGCUCUAGUUCUCAACACUAUGCUGUUUUACAAACAAAAAACUGAGACAAAGGUUGAGUAACUGGCCCAGGGCUCUCUCACACAUCAGGAUAGUGUCUCACGGCAGCCUCAGGCAGCCAGAACCCAGGCUCUCCUGGUUUGGAAGCUGAUUGCAUAACAGCCCGGAGAGUGGCAGCCCUGGAGGACUCCAGUCAGCAUUCUUGUCCAGGCUGAGGGGAAAAGACAAGACUUUCUGGCCAAACUUUCACACACCACAUGUACUGAAAAUGUGUAUGAAAGCUGGGUGUGCAGGAAUGGAGAGGCCGCUGGUGGAAUAUAUGUUCCACCCUGUCAGCCCUGGCAAAGCUGCAAAGCUGGUGUCAGAGAGCCUUGUUCCACCUUGAGGAUCAUGGCUCUGUUCAACCUGUUUCAGGAACUGGAUCUGUUGCCUUUAAGGAGCAGAGGAGGCCAGUCAGAGUGAAGAAAGAGACAACGACAUCCUUACACGUCCAUUUAUUAAACAAGAGUUCCUUCAUGACAAUUUAAUACAAUAGUUAUUAACGAUUAGUGUUGAGAAAAUUAUUUCCUUCUACAUACAAAAAUACAGAUUUGAACACUAUGAAAACGAUCAAGACAAGUACCAUGAAAAAUUGGUCCUUCAAAAGAAAGGGGGGAAAGUGAGGGCAAUGUGAGGCUUUGUCUGCUGUCGGGGACAAAUCAAUAGCAGCAAAGCUUUGGGGUCCCAACCCACUCCAGACAUACAGACUUGAACCCAAGAGCCCGUGAGCUGGGGGCGCCCACCCAGGGCUUCAGCGUUAGCUGGAAAACCAAACACAUAAACCAAAGUUUGCUCAAUGGGCAUCACCUCAGAAAGCCCACAGUUGUGUCUUGAAACAGCCAAAAUGAGAGAGAUUUAACAAGUAAAAUGCGAUUGUUAACACUGCCCCCCAAAAGUGCCACCAGGUGAAGUACCACGGAUAAAUCAUAUUGGAAAGUUACUACUUAGCUGUCUGACUUGACAUCCUUUCUUAUCAAAUAAUUACAUAUUCUGACCCUUUAGAAAGACACUUCAAAAGCUAUGAUUUUAUGUUUCAAUUCAUCUGUACCUUCAUUUGCAAUGGCUCAGCUAGUUUACUCAAGGGUUUUGGAAACCAGACAGAACUCACGUCCUGCAGGAAGGAAAGUCAAAAGGGCCACUAAAGAGUAUGUGUCUGUGUCUUAGUGUCAUCCAGCUCCUCACAGCAAACAGCCUGUUCUUUUCAGGCCUGAAACCCAGCAAGGGCCACCAAGUCUAGCCAGAGUCCACAACAAACCAAUCUGAGAUCAGAGUGGAAGGUGAGAGCCCGGGAGCCGGCUGGGGCCCCUGGAAGCUUCCCACUCCACAGGGGCAGGAAGGUGGCGCCUCGCAGGAUACCCACGCUGAUCCUGGAAGGGGCCUGGGCCAGAGAAUAUGCUUGGGCUCAGUUAACCAGCUCAAACCACAGGGGAAGGAGCUGGUCACCAGCUUCUCACCAUUUUAUACCCAAAGACAAGGAGGUCAGGGCUCCGAUGCCACUCUUUCAUUUGUAAAAUAUGGAACCACUUUCUUUGCACUGUUUGAGGGGAGCAGUGGCUCCAGACUGAGUAAGUGGUUAAAAAAUGCCAAAUGCUAUGAUACUGACUUAUAAUUAUUUCACAGAAAUAUACUCUUACUCUCAAACUAUUUAAAUAAGCAGGAACAAGAUGUGGGAGAAGCAGCAGCAGAGAGGAAAGAGGAAUAGCCAGGGAAUUUUUUUUUUUGUUUUUUUCUUCUUUAAAAUACAUACAAAGUGUAAAGAGAAAAUGGCCAAAACCUCAAAACUACCAUUGUUGAAAACAAUAUUAAAAGGACACAAUCUAAAAUCAUGCUACAAAAAUAGUGUUAUCUGGUUAACUAAAUGUACAUCUUUUUCCAAUUCCAUGAUUGACAAGAGUGCUUAUGCAACGCAUGGAAGGCACCAGAGGUGAAGUGAUUAUUUGCCUUAAAAUAUACAAAGACAGAAUUGCCUACUU
This is a messenger RNA of Cebus imitator (Panamanian white-faced capuchin), 4660 nucleotides long. It is a transcript of the gene CMTM3, whose product is annotated as CKLF like MARVEL transmembrane domain containing 3. Gene Ontology annotation, cellular component: membrane. The coding region runs from base 528 to 1076 and encodes 182 amino acids. Lineage: Eukaryota; Metazoa; Chordata; Mammalia; Primates; Cebidae. The transcript is spliced from 6 exons. The record is from RefSeq and is a predicted model, not a curated record.